Messenger RNA from Nicotiana attenuata, 357 nucleotides. RefSeq lists its product as uncharacterized. The coding region runs from base 1 to 357 and encodes 118 amino acids. NCBI's taxonomy places the organism in Eukaryota, Viridiplantae, Streptophyta, Magnoliopsida, Solanales, Solanaceae. Gene Ontology annotation, molecular function: zinc ion binding; nucleic acid binding. The record is from RefSeq and is a predicted model, not a curated record. The transcript has a single exon.
AUGCCAUGUGAACAUGCAAUUGCUGCAAUUGAGAGUAUACAUCAAAAGAAAUCGGCCUUUUGCUCAGCCUAUUUUUCAAGGGACUUUUGGUUGAAAACGUAUGAAGGGCAAGUAAAUUCUGUAGGUGAUGCAAUAAAAUGGGUUAUACCAGACACUAUUAAAUCAGAAAUCACUAAGCCUCCAGAUGCCAAAGUACUGCUAGGAAGAAGACAGAAGAAUCGACAUGUUUCCGGUACAGAAUUCAAGAAGGAACCAAGAUGUAGUCGUUGCAAAAAAUAUGGGCAUACCAGAACAAAUUGCACAAAUUCUGCUGUAGUUCAUCCUUAUGCAAGAAAACAUAGGGAAAAAAAUGAUUGA